This is a messenger RNA of Pyrus x bretschneideri (Chinese white pear), 3239 nucleotides long. Its product is annotated as 5'-3' exoribonuclease 3. Gene Ontology annotation, molecular function: RNA binding; 5'-3' RNA exonuclease activity. The record is from RefSeq and is a predicted model, not a curated record. Lineage: Eukaryota; Viridiplantae; Streptophyta; Magnoliopsida; Rosales; Rosaceae. Gene Ontology annotation, cellular component: nucleus. Gene Ontology annotation, biological process: nuclear-transcribed mRNA catabolic process. Bases 116 to 3076 code for a protein of 986 amino acids. The transcript is spliced from 23 exons.
AUAAAGCAAGAAAAGUUCCAAAACACAAAAGAGACUACUGGACAGUAGUAUUUCAUCUCUUUAGAUACCAGUGCAUAUCUCAGAUAGAAGGAGAGAUAGAGAGAGAGAAACAGAGAUGGGGGUGCCCUCGUUUUUCAAAUGGCUGGUGAACAAGUAUCCCAAAGUGGUGGUCAAAGCUAUCGAAGGUCAGAGAGAGGAGUCUCCAAACCCAAACCCUACUACCUUGGAGUUCGAUAACUUUUAUCUUGACAUGAAUGGGAUCAUCCAUCCUUGCUUCCACCCAGAAGCAGAUGACGAUGAUGAUGGCGGACUUCUGCCACCAGCAAAUUUUGAAGAGGUGUUCAUCAAUAUUUUUGAAUAUAUUGAUAUACUUUUCAAUAUUGUUAGGCCACGGAAGCUACUAUACUUGGCCAUAGAUGGAGUUGCUCCAAGGGCUAAAAUGAAUCAACAGCGAAUGAGGCGCUUUAAGUCAGCGAAGGAUGCUGAGGUCGCUGAAGUUGAAGAGGAGAAGCUGAGAAGACAGUUUGAAUUGGAAAGCAAACAAGUCCUACCAAAGCAGCGGUCCGAAGUAUCAGAUUCUAAUAUAAUAACCCCCGGAACUGAAUUUAUGCAUAAAUUGUCAAAGGCUCUUCGAAACUAUAUCAGUUUACGUUUGAACAAUGAUCUAGGCUGGAGGGACAUCGAGGUAAUUUUGUCUGAUGCCAAUGCUCCUGGGGAAGGUGAGCACAAAAUAAUGUCAUUCAUACGCUCACAGCGCAAUCUUCCUUCAUAUGAUCCAAACACGCGCCAUUGCUUAUAUGGACUGGAUGCUGAUCUUGUCAUGUUGGCUUUGGCGACGCAUGAGCUUCACUUUUCCAUACUGAGAGAGGAUGUUCUACAUAAUGAACAGCGUCGUACAAACUGUGAAUCUAUUCGAGAGAAGGGUCCAUCUUCAGGAAAGUCAGAUAACAAAAAAAGAUCCAUGCUAAAAAAGCCCUUUCAGUUUCUUCAUGUUUGGAUUUUGAGGGAAUACUUGGAGCUUGAUUUGAAAAUUGACGACCCACCCGAGAACUUUAAGUUUGAUCUUGAGCGUAUAAUUGAUGACUUUAUCUUCAUGUGCUUUUUUGCGGGAAAUGAUUUUCUGCCCCACAUGCCAACUUUGGAAAUUCAUGAGGGUGCAAUUGACUUGCUGAUGACUGUCUAUAAGAAAGAAUUAAAAAAUCUCGGUGGUUACAUGGUUGAUAUGCUCCGGGUCAAUGACAAGAAAUCAGGGUACAUCAAGCUAUCCAGAGUUGAGAAAUUCAUCCUUCUUGUUGGUUCUUAUGAAGACAAAAUUUUCAAGAAAAGAUCAGAAAUACGGGACCGUAAACUGAGACGUCUGUGUUAUUAUAAUGAUUCUCUAGAGGAAGAAGUUGAUACCGGAAGUUCAAUUACCGGUUUGAGCAAUACUCACGCAUUCUUCAGUGGAGAAGAAUUGGAAAUUUGGUCAGAUGGAACGUCUGACAUUAUGCAUUCUCAAGUUGUAGAAAAUACAAAGGAGUUGAAGAAAAAAUUGAAAGAUAACAUCAGAAGGAAAUCUGAUCUGUUCAAUAAUGGUGAUUUGGGGAGUGACAAGGUCCGAUUCGCUGUGGGAGGCUAUAAGGAAAGAUAUUACAAAUACAAAUUUUCUGCAGAAGGUCCAGAGGAUAUUGAAAGAAAAAGGAAGGAAAUAGUUAAAUGCUACACUGAAGGGCUGCUCUGGGUUUUAUUGUACUAUUUUUCGGAGCCCCCAUCAUGGACAUGGUUUUAUCCUUUCUAUUACGGGCCAUUUGCUUCAGACCUCAAGGGCCUUGGUCAGGUGAAAGUGAAGUUUAAAAAAGGUUUCCCUUUUAAGCCUAUUGAUACUCUCAUGGCUGUGUUACCUCCAAGAAGCGCUCAUGCACUUCCUAAAGAGUAUCAGAAACUAAUGACUGAAGAGAGUUCCAGCAUUAUUGACUUUUAUCCUACUGAUUUUGAAAUCGACAUGGAUGGGAAACGCUUCACAUGGCAGGGUAUUUGCAAGCUUCCAUUUAUUGAAGAGGAACGCCUUCUGUCUGUGACUAAAAACUUAGACAAAGAACUGCUGGGGGAUGAAAGAGAUCGAAAUACAGAAAAACCUGACCAAUUAUUUGUGCGAAGAACACACAAUUUGGUGUCACAAAUUAUGUCACUAUCUAGCAAGGAAAGUUCUAUCAAGAUUGACACUAGUUCGAGUUUUGGAGUUGGUGGCACCAUACGUUGUCUUGAUGCUGCCAUGAGUGAAGGAGGAGAUUACAAGCUUCAAGAAGAGCAUGUCGUUUGCAUGCUAUACGAGCUUCCCGAUAGUGAUCCACAUCUGCCUCGUUUACUUGAUGGUGUAAAGCAUCCCAGUAAGACAAUCACCAAGGAUGACCUUACGGAGACAAAAUUAUGGCAUGAAUAUCAGGGAAGCGCACCUGCCACCACCACCACUUCCAGCACCCGGCUCCAGGAGAGGUUUCGGAGACAAGAUAACAACGGAAAUGGAGGCUUCCAGAACAAUGCUAGAUGCACUUCUAGCUCUACGGAUUUAAUGCACAAAUUUGCAGGUUCUGGAUGGGGUUGUGGUAGAGGGAAAGUUGCUAAUCCUAAUUCUGGAGAACGGUUUUAUGCUCCUCGAGGAAUACCUGGCGAAAGAGUAAUGUCAUCUAGCUCAUAUUCAGCCAUGGGUUCCACAGACUACAAAAGAGUCUCUUUUCAUGGGAGAUCAGUCUCUAAUGAUAAGUGGAGGGCAGUUGGUUAUGUUUCCGGAGAUCGAGCACAAGGCUUUAUGGAUUUGAAGAUAUCGGAGCCAAGCCAAGCUUGGAGGCCAAGUGCAAGAGGACAGCCAGCGAACAACGCUUUUUGGCCAUCUAGAAAUAGUUUCGGACAUAACACAAACCAUUCUUGGCAGAGUUCACAAUUAAAUCAUAGUCAUGGCCGCGGCAGAGGCCAACAGCAGGGUGGUCGCGGCCAAGGCCAACAGGAAUGUUGGAAGCGUUACACACCUUUUUCUGCUAACGAUUCAUCACAAGCCGGUGGGAGAUCAGAGUUUGUUCCACGUAGUUCUGUCAAUCAAUGAAGCGCCUGGUCAUAGCUCGUUAAACCAUAGUCUCUUUUUGCAUUUCCGCCAAAACAGAGAAAAAGCACUUUUGUGUACAGUUUUCAUCACUCUGAACUCUGGCUGCAUUUCACAAUUUAAGGGUGUAGAACAUUUGGCAGUUGAAUCUAGCUUUUCCUUGACA